Epithele typhae is the source of this 1050-nucleotide messenger RNA. RefSeq names its product Clavaminate synthase-like protein. NCBI's taxonomy places the organism in Eukaryota, Fungi, Basidiomycota, Agaricomycetes, Polyporales, Epitheliaceae. The record is from RefSeq and is a predicted model, not a curated record. The coding region runs from base 1 to 1050 and encodes 349 amino acids. The transcript is spliced from 8 exons. Gene Ontology annotation, molecular function: dioxygenase activity.
AUGCAUGAGAACGCCAUCGACAUAGAAGCGCACCUUGGGCCUUGGCGGAUGAACAAGUUGAAAGCUAGUACGGAGUACCGAGACCCUUCUCAUGAACUCAAGGACGUCCCUACCUGUCCUUUCUCGGUGAUCGACUAUGAACUUACCAAAGCUGAAGAUGCGGACGAGGUUGAGAGGCUCUGGAAGGCUGCGAUGGAAACGGGAUUUUGGUACCUCAUGAACCACGGCGUACACGAGGAAGCGGAAGGGAUGUUUGCGAUGGGCGAAGAGACGAUCGCUCUUACCCUCAAGGAGAAGCUCCUCUUUGAGCAGGGAGACCAAGGUGUUUCGUUCGGGUACGACAAAGGCACGCGCGACGUACCUGAGUUUGUCAACAUCUCCAAGGACGACGCGCUCGCCUGCUCUGCCGUCGCGCGCCGCACGUAUCCCUCCGCCAUAACCCCGGAUGGAGUCCACCAUCACGCGUUCGUGAAGAAGUCGCUCGCGAUCAACAAUCGCCUCAUCGGCGUCCUCAACGACAAGCUCGGACUCGCUGCGGGCGCGCUCGCGUCUGUACACAAGGUCGAGGAGUUCAGUGGAUGCAUGGCGCGGUUCCUCAGGGCGCCGCCGUAUCUUGGGCCGGAGAAGACGUUCCUGACGGCGCACACAGACUUUGGGUCCUUCUUGUUCCUGCACAACCGCCUCGUCCGACUUUCCGUCGCUCAGCCCCUACCCGGCCACGCGAUCUGCAACAUCGGCGAUGCCCUCAACAUCAUCUCCGGCGGCAUCCUGCCCUCCAACAUCCAUUGCGUUGUUCAGCCUCCGCGGGAGCAAGCCCAGUACGAACGGCACUCGGUCGUGUUCUUAGCCCGCCGGAACGACACCGCCGAGCCCCGCGCGCUGUCUGCGCAGAGCGAGCGCAUCGCUGCGGCGGUCGCCAAAGCGCCCCGGGGGAAGUACGCCCCUGACGUGACGGCGAUGGAGUGGCUUGUGAGGAGGGUCAAAUCGCAGCGGGUGACAAACUGCAAGGUGUGUCCUGUCCCGCCGGUGUGCGCUGUUGCGAAGGGCUGA